AUGUCUUUGGAUGUAAAGAAAAUUUUAAAUUUUCCUCAAGGAUGUAUUGAAUACAUUCCUCAGUUUGAAAAUGAAACAAUGUCCAGCAAGGAUUUGGACAUAUUAGGUGGUAUACUACAUGAUACACGACAUGUAUGGCAUGCUAAGGGUCCUACAUUGGAAGUUAGAAAUACAAAAACGGGUUCAAAAGUAGGUGCUUGGGUAUUUGGUGGUAUAUUGAAAGAUUCCAAUACUACAAUAACAUGUGUUGAAGAAAUACCAAGACCCAAUGGCCGCAUUUCACUUUUAGCUGUUGGAAUUGAUUGUACUAUAAGUGGAGGGAUUAUUUGCAUCUUUGAUAUUUUUAGUUCUAAAGUGUUGAGGGCAAUACAAGUUAAAGAAAAACUUUCAUAUCUACAUGUAAUAGAUCCUGGUAUCAAAGAGUUAAAUUUAUCAGGGCCAUUGAGAAAUUUUGAUGGAAUAUUGGCUGCAGGAUUAGAUGGAGGAGAUGUAAUUAUUGUAGAUGUGUGUCGGCAGAUUUGUGAGGAGUCUUUACACUCAAUUUCAAAGAGGGAUGAGCUUAACCCUUCUCAGCUAGUCAUUUUGACUUUACGACAUAUGCCCAAAAUUGAACAAUAUAAAGAAGGAUGUGUAAGGGAUGGUAAUCAUCUUGCAAUUCAUCUAAAUGCUGUUUUUAAUAGUACUACUGAACAUUUUGUACUCAAAGGGCCUAAAGAUGAUGACAGAAUCCAUGUGAAUAGAGCAGAAGUUUUAACCAGUGCACUCUAUUACUGCUCUCAGUUAACAUCUCUUUUAGUGGGUUAUAAUUUUGGAGCUUUUCAACUAUGGGAUUUGACAACUCUAAAAUUAGUUUAUACCUCACCAAUAUGUGAGGAGCAUAUUCCCAUUACCAGAUUUGCAUUGCUAGAGCCUACAGAUGAUCCUAGAGCAUUUUGCUACAUUUGGGUUGCAUUUGGUAACUCUGAAUUAUACCAAACUGGAUUGCCUUAUGCAGUUAUGUAUUCCCUAUGUUAUGAAUCAAAGGAGUACCAAGAGGGAUAUGGAUAUGUAUAUCAGGAUUUUCAUUAUUGCUCUAUAAGGUUUCAAAUUCAAUUGGGGCAAUUAGAAGAGAACAGGACAGGCACCAAUGCUAAAGGUGGUUACUGUUUAGGAUUUCAACCAAUAACAAAACUCUCCACUAGUAAAGAAUCAUUCGCACAUUCACCAGCAGGAGAUACUUUAACAUUAUGUUUAAUAUCAUGGACGGUAUGGUUUUCCAAGUCAGAAGUGGAAACUUGUUGCAUAGUAUUUGAUUUGAACCAGUGGUACAAGGAGCAGAUGCCUAGCGCUAGCAAUUGGAAAGAUUCAACGAAUUAUAUUCUAAGAGCAAAUAUAACGGAAAUGAUUCAAUUAAGUGGACAUAAAGUAACUAAUAUCUUGAAAGUUUUAGCAGAUGAUAAAUCUAUAACUCAAUUUAUGGGAGUACAAAGACUUGAAGAACAUUUUUACCCUACGUCGUUAUCAUUUAACUUAUGGGUGUUAAGAGAGGCUGAUGUUGUAUUGAUGCACAAUCAGGGAUUACAAAGAUAUUUACUUUCGCAAAUCGAAUCUGCAGGUCCUCUAUGUCUGAUCAGACCACAAGAUAUUUGCCAACAAGCUAUAUCUGUAGGUUUAACACCUCUUUUCAUAGAUAUCCAUCCCAAUAGAGCAUUAACAACGGAGACUCAAAGAGAAAUAAUAUUAAAUGUUGCUCUUGAGCAUCAGUUGAUAGGAUGGUUAUGCAAGUGUGCCUCGGAAUGGGCAAACGGAAGUUUUUCUUCUGCUGGAUGCUCUUUGGAUCUUAUUAUAAAUUGGGCCUAUGAAAGAGCCGAUAUUUUAAAAACUAACUGUGAUAAUUACUGUGUUCCUUUAUUUGAUUAUUCGCAAAUUCGAUUGGAUAACAAUGCAAAUGUUCUUUUGAAUAGUUGUACAAGACAGAUCAAUAGUUUGUGCGUUCUUUAUAAGCACAUUGUAAGCAAGUUGUGGACUUUCGUUGGGUGUUUGGACUUAGUUCAGAAACAUUUAAGGGGAUUGGAGAUGGUUUCUGUGUAUUUUGAGGUUCUUCAGUGGUUAGUAAAUGUAGGGCUAUUGCCAGAGUGUCACCCUUCAACGUACCCCAGACCUGACAAUUCGGAACGUAUCAGUGCUCCAUAUUUUGCAAAAGAAUUAACAGAAUAUUACAAUGAAAGACGUGCCCAGUUACGGAUAUUGACAAAAGAAACUUUCGGAAACACCGAUAGUCUUUUAUUUAUUGACAACUUGAUCGAAAAGAAAUGCGGAGGAAGAAAUUUAUUAAACCUAUGGUAUGAAGACCGUGGAACUGGCAUGUAUCCUCCGCCAUCUUUACAAAGUUUAAUAAGGACGUAUUUGGUGACUGGGGCUGGAAUAAAUUACAAGCAUUCUUUGGUGAUUUAUUUGUUUUUGGAUUUGGCAAUGGCUCUUGACCAAACUUGGUAUUCUUCAGUUGUAACGCAUCUCAUCAAAUUCCCGGCGGUUUUUAAAGUAUCUCCUAGCGUAAUAAAGAUAACACAAGCCUUUUGGCAAUUAGAUCACGGUGAUUUCACAACAGCCAUGGAACAACUUUUGGACCCUUUUGUGCUUGGCGAAGACCUUCAGCCGUGGCAUCAUAAUAUUGCGAUGAGGUCACUUUUACUGCAUAAACAGCCGAACUUUGCUUUACUAUACAUGCAAAUAAGAAAACCACCGAUUACAGACGAGCAUGAUGUACUAACUGCCAUCAGUUUAUUUAUAGCUAAUAACAUGUUAGACGAAGCUUUUUAUUUCAAGAAACAGCAUCAGAAUAAAAACGAAGAACAAUUAUUAACACAUCUAUUUAAUGAAUGCAGGAAAAACGAUGCUUUACAUUUAAUACUCUACAAGUGCUUGAACACCGAUGAAGAAAAAGCGUUCUUUGAUUACCUCAAGGCUAUCAAAAAUCCAACUUCAGAUGACCUUCAAAUUUUUUAUUACCUCUUAAGAUCUAGAUUCAUUGAAGCUUUCGAUACUCAUUCAAAUAUAAGGAGGAGAUGUCCAGAAAAACAGGGCUUAAUAGGGCAGAGUAUGGCAUCAAAGACGGACCAAAUUGUUAAAAUAUUCAAGACGUUAUUACCAGAUGUCAAUAAGAACUUAGUCGAAUAUAUUAGACGAGAAAGAACUAACCUAUGGAAAGAAGUUAAACGUCCCACUCCAAUGUCGGUUUUUGUACACGACACUAGUGAACAAGUUAAGUACAAAUCCACUCUAAUUCACGCCGCUUUGGCUAAAGCUAAACGGACGUUCCCAGAGAUUAUUGCUGUAGACGACUGUAGAGAUUUGAAGACCGAAGAAACGCCAUUCUUGAGAACUCCAACAAUAUGUAGAAACGGGAAAAGGGCCUUUACACCAGUGAUAACUCCAAAAAUAAUCGACAUGAAUGAUGAAGAUUCAGCCUCUGCAAGUAAGAGAAUGCGAAUAAGUCCAAGAUCUGAAAUUAAAAGUCCACAGUCUCCAAUUAAGAGAGUAGAUAUGCCGUUUACUUUGACACCAAUUGUUAAAAGAAAAACGUCCUUACAACGCGAUCUGUCUUCAUCAUACGACAAUCUGAAUUUAUGCACCCCUCAAAGUAUUUUAAAGGUUAGACAUCUUGUGCAAAAAAGAGACAGCGUUACAGAUGAUACACUUCAAGAUGAAGAUAAGGUCAGUGAAAAUCAUGGUGGCCGAUUAUUACAAAAUAAAAGUCUGCGUUUAGAAUCAAGAAGCUCUCUACCUCGUACGCCCAAGAGACAACAUGUACAAUUUGAUGAAGCAACACAGUUUACUACAUCUGUAAGCGAUGAAUCCAAACUGGAAAGUUCCUCAGUGGGCAAUCGUAGUAAUUUGAGGUCUUCAAUGUCCUCUAAGGAUAUUAGCUCCAUUUUGUCUUCAAGUGUCCAUGACGAACUUAGCGAUGAUGUUUUUUAUUCCCCUAAUAACUCUGGUAAUAGCAAUAUAGACGAAAAAGCAGAUGAAGAAGAAAUAGAAACAGUCCACACAGAAACAGAUCAGCGAAGGGCAUCGGUAGACAGUGAAGAGUCAGUUGACGAAAAGAAGGAACAGCCUGAGAAAGAAACUGAUAUUCUAAAAGGAAUUUCCACCCCCGAAAUAAAAGUGACAAAUGCAUCGCCCAGAGCUAGAAGAAGCUAUAAACGUUCAGUGGAACUAACGCCAACACGGUCUAGUCCAAGAUUAUCAAAAUUACAAGUAACACAGGAGGACCCAAGUGUUAGUGAGUCACAAACUCAGAGAAACAAAGAGAUUGAGGAACAUACAACGUCCGAUGAACUUUUGUCACCGAGACCAACUAGAUCAGGAUCUAAAUUAAAAGGAAGAAAGUCGUUGAGUAGACAAGUUCUCGAAAAUAAUACAUUUUCUAAAAUCUAUCCUCCUUCGACAAAAGAAAAUAUUGUUUCUGAAGAACGUUCUUAUUUCAAAUCAGAGAGAACCUCGAUCACUGAAAAAUCUUUAGUAGAAUCAAAAACUACUACUGUGGAAACGAAUACCUCUGUGGUCGAAACCGAAGAAAAAGCUUCACCCUUUAAAAUUACAUCGGAUACUCAUAAAACUCAUACAUCUAGCAGUUCUGUUACUAAAACACAAAAUUUGGAAAAAGCGCUGGAUUCAGACUCGUCUUUAGAUUCUGACUUGAGUUAUCGUUAUGAAGAGCAAGAACCAAGCAUGAAGUUAUCUGAUUCUUUACAAGAAUAUAUCGAUUUUCUGAUGGCAAGUGGAAAAAAAUUACGCGAGAGCGAACACUUUAAAAAAGACAAAAUCGAGUUAUCUCAAACUCAACUCACUUUUGAUUCGGAUAAGGAAGUUAUUACGGAAGACGAAGAGAUUACUUCAGAUGGCGAAAGUGAACAAUUGAAACAAACAGAAAACUUAUCUAGAAGUCAACUUAAUUUUGAUAAAGACAAUAGAGAAAUAACUGAAGACGACGACUAUUCAUCUGAUGAUGAUGUAGUAGAAACCAGAGAAAGGAUGCCGGAAAUUAGGAAGUUCAAAGACAGAAGUGAAUCGCCAAAAUCUCAACUACACAGUGACAAAGAUAACGAGGAAAGUGGAGAAGAAGUAGAAGUAAUUUCAUCAGACGAUGAAAUUCAAAAAAAUAUAAAACGAUCCGAAGAAAUUACUUAUCAAGACCUACAUCCCUUAAAUGAAGGGUUUUAUGAUGAUAUCGAACAAAAAAACACUGACAUACCAGAGUCGUCAGAUACAAUUCUUUGUGUACCAAAGGAGUUAUACGAAGAGCAAUCCAGCGGAGAAAGUGAGUGUUCUGACGAACAAGAACGUACUUAUAAUGAAUUAGAAGCCAACAUAUUUGGUGAUACUGGAUUUGAAGAUACUGUGUUUCGAAAAUCAAAAAGAAGCGGCACGUUUACAGAUGAAACUACGGCUGUUAAAGAAGAUGAAGUUGUCCUUAUAUCUAGCGAUACUGAAAAUGAUAAAGAUUCCAACAGUCGUGGUAGUUAUAAUUCAGCUUAUACAAAGUCCACCGAAAAAUGUUCCGAAGAUUAUACUAAUUCCGAUGCAUCCCAAAGUACAGAUGGCAAUAAUAUUAACAUACAUUACGAGGUUCAAGAAGAUGUCAAUGAUGAAGAAAACAACGAAAAAGAAGAUAAUAGAGUUACAAUUGAAGAACAAACAGACAAUGAUUUUGAUCAAAUUGAUGAAAAUGAAGAUGAUCAGGUUAAUAAGGGUUAUUUUAUGAUUGUUGAAGAAGUAGAAAGUAACUCCCCAGAAAAUUUAGAUGAAUGUAAUACUCAAAAUUCCUUUACCGAAAUUGUUGAUACUGAAGAAAUAGAACAAGUAGAAAUACCUAUAAAUGAAACUUCACAUAUUGAUCCACUAUCAAACAUUGGAAAUGAAGAAGCUGAUAAUGAAACAAAAUCAGUUUUUGAAAUGAAUGUGUAUAACGAGAAUGAAUCUUCAAAUCCAGAUCCAAUGUUAAACACAGAAACCAGUAAUAUAUUAGGGCAUGAUUCUGAAUCGGACGAAUCAAUUAACAAAGAAAUUAAUGAAUUUCUAGAAGAACUAGAAAAACCAGAUCAAAUAAUAGUUAAUGAAACUACUAAGCUAUUAGACAAUAUUGCAAAAGAAAAUGUACUCAUUGAAAAAAGUAAAGAGAAUCGGGAUAUAGAAAUAAACCCUCUAACAGACGAAGAAGACAACAACGUAACAGAAGAAGACCCUGGAGAGAUAAAUGAACCAAGUACAGAAGUAUUUCCCCAAAAAAGUAAAUCUAAAGUAGAUCAAUCUACUAAUACAACUUUUGUAACUAAAGGCAAAACUUUCAGUAUUUCGGAGAAGAAAGAAGAAAAUAUAGACCAUUUUACAAAUGCUUCCAAAUUAGUGAGCGGCAAAAGUAAACAUACCUCGAAAAAAACUAAAAAAUCUGAGAAGAAAACAAACGUAGAAACAGACACAGCUAUUGCAUUACCAAAUAUAUUUGACGAUGUAGAUUCUGAAUUUGCGAAGAUUAUUGGUGAUGAUCCGCUUGCUUCUACGGAUACCACAGAAGGUGAAGCAUUUAGGACGGAAACAGUAGUAGUUGACAUACACGCGCUGAGUACUCCUGGUGAUAGAUCGCAGAAAACCCCUAGCAGAAGAGUAACUAGGAGAAGUAGUGCUGCACAGUCUCCUUCCAGAGAUAUAGAUAUAAGUACUGAUGUCGACCAUGGAAAACUAUUGUUCGUAGAUAUAAAAAAUGAUGAUUUUUCAAAGCUAAUUGAUUCUACCCUGAGCCCACAAAUUCACACCACCCCAGCAAGAAGAACGCGACGAUCACUUUCUGCAUUAGAAGCAAAUACGUCACUCCUCAAUACUUCUAGUUCCGACAACGUCAAUAUUGACUGCGAUAAUGACCAAUCUCUAAAAAUAAUUAACGAUUCUGCCUUGGUGGCGCUAACUCUUAGGAGGAAAAGAAGCGCCAGUGUGGAUGUCAAAACCUUCUCGAAACCAAGAACUACCAAAAGAACCAAGUCUGUCGACUCAAUGGGUGAAACUAUUAAUGAAAGAAAGACCAAGUCAAUUGCACAUAUGCCAAUUAUCUCGGAAGAAAAACCCGAAGCAGGAAAAGUAAAAGAAACUAGAAAAUCUAAAAGUGUAGUUGACAGUUAUACUACGGCGCGAAGACUUACGAGGCGCCAGGCAAGUAUGGUUAAAGAACUAACUAUAACUACUGAUGCGGAAUCAAUAGAUGACAUGCCAAAACUGCAAAUUGACUUGGAGCCAAUUGAUCCUAUUAUAUUAUUAGAAAAAGAUCAUUUUGAAGGAAAACCAGAUCCCGAGGAAAACAUAGUUUACGAACAAUCAUCGCCAUCAACUAGUACAGUGUCAGUUCCGAGAAGUAGAAGAAGAAGUAGGUCAAAUUCAGUUUUAUCAGAGGCGUCCACGCCGCCCUCUCAAAAUUUACCUGACACUCCUCAAAAACGGAAAACUAGAAGUCGGACUAAAAGUCCUGCUGCUUCAGUUUCAGGCAUAUCCACUCGAUCUCGAAAGCAAUCAGAGAGUGAUUUAUUGAUAUCGGAACAACCAGAGGAGUCUACUCCACCAAAAAGAGGAAGAUCGAAGAAAACAGACGACACUGAAAGUACUGGUAGACGUACAAGAAGUAGAGCUGGGUCUGCAUCUUCAAUUAAGUCAGAUGGAUCAGCUAAAAAGAAAGCUGCUAGAGGAAGAAGAAUAGUUUCGGCAAAAUCAGAAUUACCGGAAAUAUCGGAAGAAAAGGAAAGUGUAAAUAAGAAAUAACUGCUUUUUAGUACUAAUGAUUAACUUUUAUGUUUUUUCAAUAAAUGUUUUUUCAAUUGUCAUGUUGAAUGUAUAUUUUGUAUUGAUAUGAAUAAAAAAUCCUUAGUU
Diabrotica balteata is the source of this 7890-nucleotide messenger RNA. Lineage: Eukaryota; Metazoa; Arthropoda; Insecta; Coleoptera; Chrysomelidae. The record is from the annotation of a GenBank genome assembly.